CACAUUUGUCAUCAAGCUAGUUGUAAAUCUUAAACAAUAUUUGUCACGAUGUCAUUCAAAAUCACCAUUCUUGUUUUGGCUUUCCUGGGAGCUGUUGCUGCUCAACAGUACUACCAACCUCUGGCCUAUCAACAUCAUGCGGCUGAGGAAAAAAGCGCCCCGAUCAACUACGAGUUUCACUACGACAUUCACGAUGACCACACCGGAGAUGUGCACGGUCGCAAGGAAGCUCGCAAGGACGAUCAAACUCAGGGCGAAUACUAUCUGUUCGAUGCCGAUGGCUAUAAGCGCACCGUGACUUAUCACGUUGAUGGUAAGAGCGGAUUUAUUGCUCAAGUGCACCGGGAACCGAUUAAGGGAUAUCAAGCUCCACAACCGGUGGUGCAGAAAGUUUUAGCUGUUCCAGUUGUCCAUGCGUAUCAUCAUUGA
This is a messenger RNA of Topomyia yanbarensis, 429 nucleotides long. Its product is annotated as larval cuticle protein A2B-like. The record is from RefSeq and is a predicted model, not a curated record. NCBI's taxonomy places the organism in Eukaryota, Metazoa, Arthropoda, Insecta, Diptera, Culicidae. The transcript has 2 exons. The coding region runs from base 49 to 429 and encodes 126 amino acids. Gene Ontology annotation, cellular component: extracellular matrix.